Messenger RNA from Metarhizium robertsii ARSEF 23, 282 nucleotides. RefSeq names its product pep1-1. The coding region runs from base 1 to 282 and encodes 93 amino acids. Lineage: Eukaryota; Fungi; Ascomycota; Sordariomycetes; Hypocreales; Clavicipitaceae. The transcript is spliced from 2 exons. The record is from RefSeq and is a predicted model, not a curated record.
AUGGGUCAGAUCAAGAUGGAGACCUGUAGCCGCUGCCGGGAACGGUGGUUCGCGAUGGAUCUAAAGGGUGAAGUCUGCCACGCCUGCUUCUUGCGAGAUAAGGGCAGCAAAACACCCUUCCUCAUGUCCGCGGAGAACGAAAUGGACCCAGGAGAGCUCCCGGCCCACCUGCCAGAGCUUACACAAGUAGAAGAGAUGAUCAUCGCCCGGUCCCAUGUGCAGAUGAUGGUCCACCGCUACCGUGGCCACCAGUACCACUACUCGGGACACUGUAUAUCGUGA